CUAAUGCCUAGGAUUUUUCUGAGUGGGCAGAUGCAGUUUCGAGUUUCAUGGAUGACGUCGGUUCAAUAGACAGACAGACAGACAGACAGAAUGAAGAAACGGGUUAAUCUGGCUUAAUACAUUACCAUAUGGUGUGAAGAAACUGACUGGCUGCUUGACAGACUGACUGACUGACUGACUGCUUGACAGACUGACUGACUGACUGGCUGCUUGACAGACUGACUGACUGGCUGGCUGGCUGACUGACUGGCUGCUUGACUGGUUGACUGGUUGACUGGCUGGCAAAGGGAGGGAGGGGACAUCCAUAAAGAUCUUUACAGUAAAUUGAUGAUGCCCUCACACACUGGACAUCUUGUCUUUUCAUUCUUCCUCUCUAGAAGUGGGUUUUGCAGGAGAUUAUUGACAUGGGAUUAUCUGCUAUAAUAACAGAUGCUGAGGUCAUCAUCAAUUUACUGUAAAGAACUUUAUUGAUGUUACUGUGUGGUCUCCCUCCCUCCGACAGGCAUCAUCACUCAACAUUAUUACAACAAAAACACAGAGAGUCCGAGAAAACGUGUGAGAGCGAAAGAGCGUGUGUGUGAGAGAGAGUGAGACAGACAGAGAGAGAGAGAGAGAGGAGUCUGAGUGUAUCCCACAGCAGCAGUACUCAGAGGCUGAAGCAGAGCAGCAGGUUCUGUCAUCUAUCAGGCAAUAUUCUGCAGGUUACGGGCUCCCUUGUGGUCUGCUGACUUCAAUAGGAAACCCUUAAACACAACUUCUUCAUCAGCAGCAGACAUGCAGACAUGAAUCUAGCAGAGUUUGACAACGUGACUCUGAGGGACAACACUACCAACUGUCUGUCUAUCGAUGACUUCCGUAACCAGGUGUACUCUACUGUGUACUCUAUCAUCACGGUGUUCGGCCUGGCCGGUAAUGGUUUCGCCCUGUUGGUUCUGGUUAAAACGUUCCGUCAGCGUUCUGCGUUCCACAUCUACAUGUUGAACCUGGCCGUGUCCGACCUGCUGUGUGUCUCCACGCUACCGCUACGGGUCCUCUACUACGUUAAUAAGGGUCAGUGGAACCUGGGAGACUUCCUGUGCAGGGUUUCGUCCUAUGCCCUCUACGUGAACCUCUACUGCAGCGUGUUCUUCAUGACCGCCAUGUCCGUCACACGCUUCCUCGCCAUCGUGUUUCCCGUGCAGAACCUGCGCCUGGUUUCAGAGCGUCGCGCCCGUCUGGUGUGUGUCUGUAUCUGGGUGUUCAUCUGCACUGUCUCCUCCCCCUUCCUCAUGACUGGUCAGCACCUCGACCCAGCCACCAAUAAGACCAAGUGCUUCGAGCCUCCAGAGCGCAGAACAGGGGGCGGGCUUAGCAAGCUCAUCAUGCUCAACUACUUCUCAUUGGUCGUGGGCUUCGUGCUUCCUUUCUUGGUCAUCCUGCUGUGCUAUGCCGGGAUUAUCCGGGCUCUGCUGUCACGGCAACACACUGCGCAGCGCCAGAAGGGGGUGGGGUCUAAGGCUAUCAGAAUGAUUGUAAUAGUGAUGCUAGCAUUCCUGCUGUGCUUCAUGCCGUACCACGUCCAACGCUCCGUCCACCUCAGCUUCCUGUCCCAGACUGCCACUUCCUGUUCGGAGCUGGUGUACAUGCAGAAGAGUGUGGUGGUGACACUCUGUCUGGCUGCCUCCAACUCCUGCUUCGACCCCUUGCUCUACUUCUUCUCUGGAGAGGGCUUCAGACGACGCCUGUCAACCUUCAGGUCCACUAGAAGGACACAGAGACAACCGGCCACAGAGACAGAGGCACAGCCACCGUUAGGGAGGGGAACACGCUUUGAGUGAGUGAGUGAGUGAGUGAGUGAGUGAGUGAGUGAGUGAGUGAGUGAGUGAGUGAGUGAGUGAGUGAGUGAGUGAGUGACAGGGGCACACGAGCCUAAGAUCACGAUGCACAAAGUCAAGCUCUGUUUUUCAUGGUUUGGGCUAUGCCCCUUAGUUCUAGUAAAGGGAAAUCUUAACGCUACAACAUACAAUGACAUUCUAGACAAUUCUGUAGUUCCAACUUUGUGGCAACAGUUUGGGGAAGGCCUUUUCCUGUUUCAGCAUGACAAUGCCCCUAUGCACAAUACAUAUGGAGUUGGUACCCCUUUGCUGCAAUAUUGACCUCAACUCUUAUGGGAAAUCUUUCCACUAGAACAUUGCUUGCUUGCUUUCAUUCAGCCACAAGAGCAUUAGUGAGGUUUGGCACUGAUGUUGGGCUAUUAGGCCUGGCUCGCAGUCGGCAUUCUAAUUCAUCCCAAAGAUGUUCGAUGGGGUUGAGGUCAGGACUCUGUGCAGGCCAGUCAAGUUCUUCCACACUGAUCUCGACAAACCAUUUCUGUAUGGGCCUAGCUUUGUGCACUGGGGCAUUGUCAUGCUGAAACAGGGAAUGGCCUUCCCCAAACUAAGUUGGAAGCACAGAAUUGUCUAGAAUGUAAUUGUAUGCUGUAGCAUUAAGAUUUCCAUCGCUGGAACUAAGUGGCCUAGCUCGAACCAUGAAAAACAACUAAUUAUUCCUCCUCCCCCAAACUUUACAGUUGGCACUAUGCAUUGGGGCAGGUAGCGUUCUCCUGGCACCCGCCAAACCCAGAUUCGUCCGUCGGACUGCCAGAUGGCGAAGCGUGUUUUUUUGCGCCUACCUAGGUCAAAUUCUAGAUGGCGGAUUAAAACAAGGCUAUACCCUCCAUAAAGUGACCAUUGGACUUAAAAAAUGGCUGAUUGACUAAUAGUUUUUGUUAAAUUUAUAAUUUCAAAUCGGCCUCACGUGCACAUUUCUGUCCGUUAAGAAACAACGAUGUGCUACCUUUUGGUAGCAUUUCGGACCAUGCUAAACUAUUUUUUAGGUCAGUUGCUUUUAACAACACCAUGCUGCCAGUCAUAAGAAGUGUAUGGAACAAACCAAGACUAUUGUAUAUAGAUAGCUUCCAUACCACCAUAUAGCUGAGGGUAAUCAAUACAUUUAAAGAGAUAUUUUGAUUAGCUAGGUAGCUAAAUAGCUAAUGCUACCUAGCUAACAUUAGCUUGCUUGUACAAAGUCCAGCAGCUAGCCUCUGUAGCUAGCUAUCACCAGUCAGCAUAAAGCUAGCUAGCAAACAAAGAUGUAAAUGUAGCUAGCCGAUGAAUGUGCUUUUGUUUUGAUGAGCUAGCUAGCUAACAUAAUGUUAUACCAGUCAAGUGAGAGCUAACAUUGGCUAGGUAGUUAACCAAUAAGUAGGGAACGCUAGCUAGCAAGCUAUAUUUUGCCAAUAAGAUUUUUCACAUAAUGCUGAAAUCAUCUUGUGUAAACUAGACACUUAGAUGUAACCAGAGCAUAAAGAAAGAUGCACAAAUAAAUUAGCUAAUGUCCUUGGCUGCUAUUAUAGCUAAUUAACUUUAGCUAGCUAAUUAACCUUAGCCAACGUAAGACUUAACAUUAGCUAACGUGUAUGGCCAGUUCAUGCACGACAAUAUAUCAUACUUUCUUACACAAAACAUUAUUAUUUAGUUAAUGUUAGUUACGUUAAGUCUAAAACCACCAAACUUUGGGAAACUGCCAUACUUAUAGCCAGCAGUAUACCACCCUGCAUACCACUGCUGGAUUGCUUCUGAAACUAAGCAGGGUUGGUCCUGGUCAGUCCCUGGAUGGGAGACAGAUGCUGCUGGAAGUGGUGUUGGAGUGCCAGUAAGAGGCACUCUUUCCUAUGGUCUAAAAAUGUCUCAAUUCCCGAGGGCAGUGAUUGGGGACACUGCCCUGUGUAGGGUGCUGUCUUUCGGAUGGGAUGUUAAAGUCAGGAGACCUGUAACUAACAUUCCCAAUCUGGCCAUCAAACCAUCACAGUCACCUAAUAAUCCCCAGUUUACAAUUGGCUCAUUCAUCCCCCUCCACUCCCCUGUAACUAUUUCCCAGGUUGUUGCUGAGAAUGUGUUCUGAGUCAUCUCACCUGGUAAAAUAAUGGAUAAAUAAAAAUACUCAUCAUGUUUAUUGCACUGAUCAAAUGUGUCAGACAGGACUAACAUUGCAGUUAGCUAUGCUACAUUUCCUAAGAAGAACCAAGACCACAAACCAUAGCCAAGAAAACAAAUGGGUUUGUUGAGAUACAGUAAGUUAGUGAUGUUGAACUGCAUAAAAUUAAGAAACCCAAAUGCCCAUGGAAACCUAACCUCAGUUGUGCAUGCUUACCAGACUGACAGCAUUGCAUUUCAAACAUUUGUCGAAUAAAUGACAGCUCUGGCAUAAACUCCC
Messenger RNA from Oncorhynchus keta (chum salmon), 4233 nucleotides. RefSeq names its product cysteinyl leukotriene receptor 1-like. Gene Ontology annotation, cellular component: plasma membrane. NCBI's taxonomy places the organism in Eukaryota, Metazoa, Chordata, Actinopteri, Salmoniformes, Salmonidae. Gene Ontology annotation, molecular function: leukotriene receptor activity. Gene Ontology annotation, biological process: G protein-coupled receptor signaling pathway. The coding region runs from base 783 to 1817 and encodes 344 amino acids. The record is from RefSeq and is a predicted model, not a curated record. The transcript is spliced from 5 exons.